Messenger RNA from Gastrolobium bilobum, 2355 nucleotides. Its product is annotated as subtilisin-like protease SBT5.6. The transcript is spliced from 9 exons. Lineage: Eukaryota; Viridiplantae; Streptophyta; Magnoliopsida; Fabales; Fabaceae. The record is from RefSeq and is a predicted model, not a curated record. Bases 1 to 2355 code for a protein of 784 amino acids. Gene Ontology annotation, biological process: proteolysis. Gene Ontology annotation, molecular function: serine-type endopeptidase activity.
AUGAAGAACAUUUCCGCAACUUUUCUCUUACUCCUCCUCCUCCUUCCCUUGGCGUCAUGCACAAAAAAGAAGCAGAUUUACAUAGUUGAGUUUGGAGCGCACACUAGUGGAGAUAAAACUCUGCAUGAAAUAGAGAAUACCCAUCACUCUUAUUUGCUUUCGUUGAAAGAAACUGAGGAGGAAGCCCGAGCUUCCUUUCUUUAUAGUUACAAACACAGUAUCAAUGGCUUUGCAGCGUUGCUUACCCCAAAAGAAGCCAAUAAGCUCUCAGAGAUGGAGGGGGUGGUCUCUGUGCAUAAGAGCAAGCCAAGGAUCUACUCUAUGCACACCACAAGGUCAUGGAAGUUCGUGGGAUUAGAAGGGGUUUUAAAUCCUUGGGCAGAAGAAUCCAAUCAGACAAAUGAAGACUUGUUAACCAGAGCCAAAUAUGGUGAAGACAUCAUAGUAGGAAUGAUUGACAGUGGUGUGUGGCCAGAGUCAAGGAGCUUCAGUGAUGAAGGGAUGGGACCUGUUCCACAAAAUUGGACAGGAGUGUGCCAAAAUGGAACUGCUUUCGAUUCAUCUAAAUGUAAUAGAAAAAUUAUUGGAGCUCGGUACUACUUGCAAGGUUAUGAAAGUGCAUUUGGCCGUCUAAACGAAAAGGAGGAUUACAAAUCAGCUCGUGACAAAGAUGGACAUGGAACUCAUACAGCUUCUAUAGUUGCAGGCCGUGCAGUUCCAAAUGCCUCAGCCCUUGGAGGCUACGCCAAAGGCACUGCCUCAGGAGGAGCCCCCUUAGCACGCCUUGCCAUAUACAAAGCAUGUUGGCCAAUUAAAGGUAAAUCAAAAGAUGAAGGGAACGUAUGCAUGGACAUUGAUCUUCUCAAAGCUAUAGAUGAUGCCAUUGGUGAUGGUGUUGAUGUUUUAAGCAUUUCCAUUGGGUUCAAGAUGCCACUCUCUUAUGAGGAAGAUGUGAUUGCUAUAGGAGCAUUACAUGCUUUAAAGAAGAACAUUGUUGUGGUUUGUAGUGCGGGGAACUCUGGUCCUUUUCCUCAAAGUUUGUCAAACCCUGCCCCAUGGAUCAUCACUGUUGGUGCUAGUACUGUGGACCGUUCCUUUCUUGCUCCAAUUAAGCUAACCAAUGGCACAAUUAUUGAGGGUCGAUCAAUUACUCCACUCCCCAGCAAAAACAGCUUCCACCCGCUGGUUCUCGCUGGAGAUGUUGAACAUCAAGGCGUGCUUCGUACAAAUUCUGGGUAUUGCCUGGAGAAUACUCUUGAACCUAACAAAGUGAAGGGGAAGAUAGUUGUUUGCAUGAGAGGGCAAGGGGGGAGAUUACUAAAAGGCCUAGAAGUUCAAAGGGCUGGUGGUGUUGGUUUUAUCCUUGGGAACAAUAAAACAUAUGGAAAUGAUGUACCAUGUGAUCCUCAUUUCAUUCCAGCCACUGGGGUGUCCUAUGAGAAUGUCUUGAAACUUGUUCAGUAUAUCCAUUCCUCUCCUAAUCCAAUGGCACAAUUUCUACCAGGAAGAACAGUUUUAGAAACCAAACCAGCACCCUCCAUGGCCUCCUUCUCUAGCAGGGGUCCAAAUAUAAUUGACCCUAAUAUCCUGAAGCCCGACAUCACAGCUCCAGGAUUAGACAUAUUGGCAGCAUGGACUGCAGAAGAUGGCCCUACAAGAAUGACUUUUCACGAUAAACGAGUUGUUAAGUACAACAUCUUUUCUGGAACUUCAAUGUCUUGCCCUCAUGUUUCUGCAGCAGCAAUUCUUAUCAAAGCCAUACACCCUACUUGGAGCAGUGCUGCUAUAAGAUCUGCCCUCGUAACCACAGCCAGGAUAACAGACAACACGGGCAAUCCACUGACUGAUGAAACUGGAAAUCGUGCAACGCCUUUUGCAAUGGGUUCUGGCCACUUGUGCCCUGUAAGAGCAGCAGAUCCUGGACUCAUUUAUGAUGCCUCCUACAUGGACUACCUUCUUUACACUUGUAGCCUUGGAGUAACUGCUCAAAACUUGAAUGUUACAUAUAACUGCACAAAGUCAUUUCCUGAACAGUUCGAUCUUAACUAUCCAUCCAUACAAGUCCAUAGACUCAAUGACACUAGGACUAUUAAGAGGGCAGUCACCAAUGUUGACAGGAGCAGGAGUGUUUACAAGUUUAUUGCUAAGCCACCAAAGGAAUUCUCCAUUACAGCCACUCCAAACAUUCUGAAAUUUAAUCAUGUUGGGCAGAAAAUGAACUUCAUCAUCACAGUGACAGCAAACAGAGGUCAGAUACCAACCAAGUCUGACCCAGAUAAGUACUAUUUUGGAUGGUAUGCUUGGACUCACCAACAUCACGUUGUAAGAAGCCCAGUAGCAGUGUCUUUUCUAUAA